AUGACGAAUAAUAAUAUUCUGUGCGAAAUUAAUUGGGACGAUGGCUUCGAUAUUCCUGUGGCAAACGCAGAGAACAAAUCUCUGGAAGAUGAAGUACAAAAGAAGCAGAAGGAAAAAGUUAACCUCGAAAGCCAGCUGACUAAUAUUGAGGACCGCAUCCAUGCAAUGACAGUGCAUCUGCAGAACGUUCAUCAGGAGUUAACUAAUACACAGUCUUUACAAAAAGCACGAGAAAAAGAACUUGAAACUGAACAGCAGUUUAAGCUCCUUGCAGAGCGGGAGAUGGAACGUCUCAAACAAGAGAUUCGGCGGCUUGAAAAUGACAUGGCUGUAUUGAGAGAGAGAAAAAAUAUUAUGGAGAAUAACAUCUAUAGGUACACACAGAAAAUUGAAGAUUUGAAAUGUCAGUUGAACUGGGACAAGCAAGCUUUGGAGGCCUGGCUGGAAGAGUCAACCAAAACAGAUGAAGAUGCAAUCACCAUCCAGAAGUAUGCACAAGAAGAUGAAGGAAAAAUCAGGGAUAUUACAGUACGACUGGAGAGGAUGACUAUGGAAGCAAAUAAAAAGUGUAAACUACUUGACAAUGAAAUGACUGAAACAAUUGCAGCUCAGAUGGAACUGGACAAAAUAGCACACGACUUUCGCAGAUCCCACAGUGAGAGGCAAGAACUCAUUAGCCAAUGGCAGGAUACUAUUGAACAGAUGCAGAAAAGAGAUCAGGAGAUGGACAAGUGUGCCUUGUCGCUAGCAGAGGUGAAACAGGAAAUACGAGAGCAAGACGCAGCCCUCAAUGAGAAAAUCCAGUUCCUUAAGAAUGAGACUGAAAACAAUAAAGAAUUUGAAAAAAAGAUUUCCGGAAAUCAACGUCUCUCAGCUAAACUUCGAUUAGAGUAUCAAGAGCAUGAGACAAACCGUCUUCAACUACAAAAUGAGCUUGACACCUUAAAAAGCAGAGUGGACAGAACUGCAACUGAUCUGGAAACAGUAAGAAGCCAAAUAACAAAUCUGAAACGACAAAACAUGGACAAAUCCUACAAAUUAAUGAAUGCUAAAGAGCAAAACAAAGCCCUUGAGGAAAAACUCAAAGCUACAAUUGAAACAAUGUUGAGUUCUGAGGAACAAGUGGCUAGAAUGGAGAAGACACUGAAAAAUGAAGAGAACAGUGUAAAGGAACUUGAGGAACAGAUGAAGUACCUGAAAGAACAGAAAUUUAAGAGGAGUGAGGAGUUAUACUCCUUGACUGGUACAGUGAGAACAGUUGCAAACCAAAUAUCAGGAAAUAAGACAACACUCCGCAACCUUAACAGUCGAAUUGACAAACUUGACCAUGACAGUAUCAAGCAGCAGGAAGUAAUUUACAGCCAGGAUUUUCAAAUCCAGCAGCUGGAGCGAAGGUUGGCCAAGUUAGAAGGAAAUGUGAGCAGUAAUGAAAAUGAGUUGCUAGGGGAAAAGGUAGCAGAACUCUCAAAAAACCUGGACGAGAAGAAAAGCACAGUGAACCUAUUGAACGCACAGCUUAAGAAACUCCAGAAUGAUAGUCAGCAUUUGAGCAGGCAGUUAGACAAGUGCAGAGAGGAGAAAACUGAUUUGACCAGUAAAAUAGAAGACAUCCAUCUUCACAUUGAAACUGGAGAAAAGGAGCUAAAAAAGAACAAACUCAUUGAACAGGAUUUAAUGAUUGAAGAUAACCUUUUAAAGUUAGAGGUUAAGCGUCUACGGGACAUGCUCCACGACAAAGCAGAUGAUGUGCUAUCUUUAGAGAAACGAAAAAUGCAGCUUGAGACAGCAAUGAAAGAGAGGACUGAAGAAAUCAAAAUUCACAUGGAUGUACUGCAAAUGCAGAUCAAGCACAUUGAGCAGGAACAGCAAGGUAUUAGUGCUGAAUUACAUGAAAGGUUAUCAAAAAUUGAUAAAAUGAAGAAGAGAUAUGAACUUUUGAUGGUUACAAUGAAACCUCCUGAGGGUGAAGAAGAACGAUCUCAGGCAUAUUAUGUCAUUAAGGCUGCACAAGAGAGAGAGGAACUUCAAACUCAGGGGGAUGAGCUUGAUGCUAAGAUUUCCAAAGGUGAAAAAGAAUUAAGAGCCCUGGAGAAUACAUUACAGCUGCUCAACAAUCAAAAUGCAACAUAUCAAAAAUCUUUCAGCAGGGUCACAGAAACAAGUGAAGAAUUUGAGGAUAAAUUAAAGCUGGAGGAACAAAAAAGGGCCAUUGAUGAAAAAUACAGAUAUAAACGCAGACAAAUACGAGAGCUUCAAGAGGACAUUCAAACUAUGACAAACACCUUAGACAAUCUGUUAAGGGAAGAAUCAGCACUCCAUCUGAUGGCUGAAGAGCAACAGGACAAAACCGUUCAUCUUACGAAGGAGUUGGAGGAUCAGAAACUCAAACUGGAAAGAGUGACAAAACACUGCUCUAAAGUAGUCAGAGAUAUUCAUUCUGCCAAGAAAACUCCAGGAGAAACCCAAGAGGAACAAGAUAUCGAUCUUCGUGAACUACGAGACUUUAACAGGUCAUUGAAUAAGCUAUUAGCGUAUGCAGUGGAUGAUUGUCCAAGUUUGGCUGCAGAUCUUCAAUUUUACUUUGACCAGGCUUGUUUACCAUUACCAACUGUUCCUACACCACCAAGCAGUCAUCAGAGUUCAAGAACACCAUCUGUUUGCAGCUCUGGAUUGUCCAUAAGAUCUUUUACCUCUUCUCGAAGCAGUACUGGCUCACGGAGUCAACAAACUACUGUGGCAACAGUUAAUCUGGAUCUGGGUCUAACUGGACCUUCUCCACCACAUAGUGCAUUGCCCCCAGGAACUCGGUCUAGCAGCGUAAAAAGUUGGUCUUCUCAUGCCCACAGCCAUAAGAGCCAAUAGCCGACUGAAUCAAGAAGUUAUGAUUUACCAAGAGAUUUUAAAUUAAUGGUUAAAAGCACUAAACAAAAAUUAUAGCAGUAUGUCUUCAAUACUCCUCCAUAUAUAGAAUAUUACAUUUUAGAAGUCCAUAGUGUGCAGCAUAACCAACAGUAUAUGUAACAAUUUCUUGAGAAUGAAAAUAAAUGCACAGAUUCAAACCUGGUUUUCAAUUUUA
Messenger RNA from Carcharodon carcharias (great white shark), 3076 nucleotides. RefSeq names its product coiled-coil domain containing 39 (gene ccdc39). Gene Ontology annotation, biological process: cilium-dependent cell motility; cilium movement; inner dynein arm assembly. Gene Ontology annotation, cellular component: axoneme. The record is from RefSeq and is a predicted model, not a curated record. NCBI's taxonomy places the organism in Eukaryota, Metazoa, Chordata, Chondrichthyes, Lamniformes, Lamnidae. The transcript is spliced from 20 exons. Bases 1 to 2862 code for a protein of 953 amino acids.